GUACCUCAGCGCGGGGGAAGAGCGGGAUCGUUCCUGAUCCCAUCUAAAGGUGUUGGCCGGACGUCGGGACAGCAAAACGGAUAUGUCGGGUAUCCUACUAAAGGAACGGGUUCUGGAGCAGUUGCUGGGAUGAACAAAGGAGCUGGAAUGAAUGGUGGAAAUCAAGCUGCUUUAUCUACUAGACCUGGAGCCAUGACUAACGGUCCAUAUGGAUAUGGACCCCAAGCCGGCCCAGCAAUUGGACAACAGCUGAAAGGUUACGCAAAUCAGGCUGCUUCUUAUGGAGGACAAGGAACUAAAGGAUAUGGGGUCAAAGCCGGACCAGCAAAUCUACAAAAUGCGAAAGGUAACGGUGCUGCAGCUGCUUCACAAAAUGGAUUUGGAACCCAAGGCAAUGGAUUUGGGGUUAUUUCUGGACCAACCACCGGAAUCAAAGGUUACGGUGCUCAUGCUGGGGCGCAUGGUGGUCAAAGAGAUAAAGGCAAUGGCUACAGGGCUCAAGUCGGCAGAUAUGGAGGACAAGGCACUAAAGGCAACGGUCAAGGACUUGUAGCCGGAGCAUCCAGAGGCAACGGAGCACGGCCAGAUGGUCAGCGUGGACAUGGAGAGAAUCUGGUGAAGGGAUAUGGCCGACCCCAUUAUAUGCCAGCCAGAGGAACAGGACAUUUCAGAGGUCCCCAACCUGGCAUGAACCAAGCGAAGGCGUAUGGCGGUAAUGGUUAUAAUGGCUACAGAACCCCAGCGACUAAAGGCUUCAAUGGCGGUUAUGGAGGCGCUGCUUUGGGUUCUGGACCUCGGUAUGGAAAUGGAGCGAAGGGACCAAUGAAAGGUUACGGCGCUUCAGCUGGUGCAUCCAAUGGCCGUGCUGGAGUCAGAUCACCAAAUGGUUAUGGAAAUCCAAGGACUGGAGCUGUUAAGGCAGCUAAAACAGAACUGCUGUAA
This is a messenger RNA of Fundulus heteroclitus (mummichog), 942 nucleotides long. RefSeq names its product spidroin-1-like. Lineage: Eukaryota; Metazoa; Chordata; Actinopteri; Cyprinodontiformes; Fundulidae. The coding region runs from base 130 to 942 and encodes 270 amino acids. The transcript has 20 exons. The record is from RefSeq and is a predicted model, not a curated record.